UAACGAUAACACUUGCUCACUGCAACUGCAAGGGCGCCAAACAGAGAUAGGCAAAACUGCUUCGAGAAUGACGAUUGCUCCUUCCUUGUUGUCAUCAUCUUCCUCAGCCUCUCAAUUCCUCCCUAGAUUCCCAACCGCCGCUAGGUUCAAUGUAGCCGCUUCAAGGAGCAGAGCCGUCACCGUCGUCGCUGCAUCCGUCACCGACCUAUCCAGCGUUGACAGCACGACCAUCGCCGUACUCGGAGGCGGAUCAGUCGCAGCUCUGGCGACGAUCGUUUCCUUGACGGACCCGGAGAGAAGGCGGAAACUGCAGGCGGAAGAAGUCGGAGGAGGCGACAAGGAGGUGGUGAGGGAGUAUUUCAACAGCACGGGGUUCGAGCGGUGGAGGAAGAUCUACGGCGAGACUGACGAAGUGAACCGCGUUCAGAAGGAUAUACGAAUCGGCCACGCCAAAACGGUUGAGAAAACGAUGCUCAUGCUGACGGAAGAAGGUUCGUUAGCCGGCGUAACGGUCUGCGACGCUGGCUGCGGAACAGGUCUGCUCUCGAUUCCACUUGCUAAGGAAGGUGCGAUCGUCUCCGCUAGCGAUAUCUCUGCAGCUAUGGUCGCCGAAGCUGAGAUGAAGGCAAAGCAGCAGUUAGCAUCAGAGAAUCUGCCGAGAUUUGAAGUGAAUGAUUUAGAGAGCCUAAGUGGGAAGUAUAACACAGUUGUAUGCCUAGACGUGCUCAUACAUUACCCUCAGAGCAAAGCAGACGGGAUGAUCGCACACCUCGCUUCGUUAGCUGAGAAGAGAGUGAUUCUGAGUUUUGCACCAAAGACGUUCUAUUACGAUAUCUUGAAGAGGAUUGGAGAGCUUUUCCCAGGUCCUUCAAAGGCUACAAGGGCGUAUCUACACUCGGAGGCUGAUGUUGAAAAUGCUUUGCGUAAGGUUGGGUGGAGAAUUAGCAAGAGAGGACUCAUUACCACCCAGUUCUACUUCUCUAGGCUUAUCGAAGCAGUUCCAAUGUAGAGCAUUUUUGAAAGAAAAAAAAAACAUUCUUAUUCAUCUGUUGCCUGUUGGUUAUUCCUUAGCCGUGAGUACGAACUAUGCCCUCUAUGCAAAGCUCACUGAGGGUGGUGUCUACAAACAUGUACUUCUUCAGGACUCGGUUCAUAGUUCUAUAGCUCUUCACUGUUUAAUGUUAUCAAAUGUAAAAUGUAACUUUACUAUAUGAUCAGUUUUCUUGUCAGAAGAUUUGGUACAAUCA
Molecule: messenger RNA, 1247 nt
Organism: Brassica oleracea var. oleracea
Lineage: Eukaryota; Viridiplantae; Streptophyta; Magnoliopsida; Brassicales; Brassicaceae
Product: magnesium protoporphyrin IX methyltransferase, chloroplastic-like
Exons: 2
Coding region: 68-1009 (313 amino acids)
Biological process (GO): chlorophyll biosynthetic process
Molecular function (GO): magnesium protoporphyrin IX methyltransferase activity
Source: RefSeq, a predicted model, not a curated record